AAGUAUUUCGUAAAGAAUUUCCUUGGGAGGCACCAUUUGAUACGGAAAUGUGAAGAAAUUCACGUGCAAGGCCUUGAUGAUGGACUAGGGUUUUAUGUCUUGCCCCCAAGGGUAUAAAUAAAAGAAAUAUUGAACUCAGAAAUAUCGAAGAAUAUUUUACCCAAAUAGCAGGCGUUUCUUUUCUGAGAGGAACAUUGUGUGUAGAGGUAUUAAAAUGGAAAACGAAACAAAUCAACCUGCCUUGUGUCGAAAUGGUUGUGGUUUCUACGGUAACCCGGCUACUGAUGGGAUGUGCUCAAAAUGUUUUAAAGAUUCAGUAAGGCGGAAACAAUCAUCACCCACCUCAAGUCCUGCUAGUGCAAGUUCAAGUACCCUACAAUCAAAUGUUACAGGUUCAAAUAGCAGUUCAAGCGUAGACGGAGCAUGUGSAGUGGCAUCAAUAUCAUCGUCAUCUUUACCCUUGCUCCCAACAUCAAAUAGUCAUAGCGAUAUUAAAACACAAGAUAGACUGCCGGUUGUGGAAGAACCUGGUCCCUCGGAUGAUAACAAAGAUARAUCAAAAACAAAGAGGAAUCGCUGCUUCUCAUGCCGAAAGAAAGUUGGUCUUACAGGUUUUGAAUGCCGAUGUGGCAAUGUAUUUUGUGGACUUCAUCGAUAUUCCGAUAAACACGAUUGUACAUUUGACUACAAAGCAGAAGGGCGGGCUAAAAUAACCAAAGACAAUCCAGUCAUUCUGGCUGAAAAAAUACAAAAGAUUUAAAUAUACRAAAACUAAAUAGACGAGCUUUUUAGAAUCAAAGGUCCUGGAUAAACUCUUUGUAUUAUACUAUAUAACCAUUCUUGAAUGGUGCAAAAUAAACUUUUGGUGGGUUUUAGGCUGAGUCUUUAGGAGGAAAAUAUACAGGUUUGCUAUUAAACUAGUUUGACAGGUUAURUCAGUUGAUGCUCUAAAACUGGUUUUCAAUAAUAAACUGGUUUGUCCUGAAUUUCAAACCAGUUUUAUGAACACAUUGAGUUAAUCAUGUCAGUAAUGAAUUAUUAUGUUAGCUUUUAGUUUAUUGAUGUUAUUUAAUUUUAGUUACAUUUUUCCUAUGUAGUUUUUUUGAAAAAAAAAUCAUACUAAUUAUACAGUGUUUUGUCUUAUUCACUAAUUUUCAACCCAAAAGUCUCAAAAACCUUGUGUAAAUGUAACUUUUUUGUUUAAGUUCCUCUUCUUCAGAAUUGCCAAUUUUUGAAAGUUUCUUGAUCAAUGUUAACAUAUAUUAUGCUUUAAUAUUUUUUUGACAACUAAGAUAACAGUAAUCCUUAUUAUACUCUUAUAUAAUUCACUAGUAGGUUUUUAUAUUAUA
Messenger RNA from Exaiptasia diaphana, 1349 nucleotides. RefSeq names its product AN1-type zinc finger protein 5. The coding region runs from base 215 to 760 and encodes 181 amino acids. The transcript has 4 exons. NCBI's taxonomy places the organism in Eukaryota, Metazoa, Cnidaria, Anthozoa, Actiniaria, Aiptasiidae. The record is from RefSeq and is a predicted model, not a curated record. Gene Ontology annotation, molecular function: DNA binding; zinc ion binding.